AUGAGCUACGUGACUCGCCGGGCGCUCUCCACGCUCAUUCCCCCCAAGGUUGCUUCGCCGAAGGCUAUCGGCGCUGCUCCCGAUGCCAUCCGCAUGCAGCGUGUUGUCAACUUCUACGAGAAGCUUCCUCGAGGACCGGCCCCGGAGGUCCAGGCAAAGGGCUUCUUCGGCAAGUACCAGGCCAAGCACUUCGGCAAGAACCCGACUGCUAAGCCCAUCGUCCACGCCAUCGUCUUCCUCCUGAUUGUUGGAUAUGCCCAGAACUACUACUUCCACCUCCGUCACCACAAGAACAAUGCCCACUAA
Messenger RNA from Phaeoacremonium minimum UCRPA7, 306 nucleotides. RefSeq names its product putative mitochondrial f1f0 atp synthase subunit f protein. Bases 1 to 306 code for a protein of 101 amino acids. Gene Ontology annotation, biological process: proton motive force-driven ATP synthesis. The record is from RefSeq and is a predicted model, not a curated record. NCBI's taxonomy places the organism in Eukaryota, Fungi, Ascomycota, Sordariomycetes, Togniniales, Togniniaceae. The transcript has 5 exons.